ACUACCUCUGCUGGAAACUAGUGCGAGAGAGAGAAGAACAGCCGCUCUGCUUUGGAAGGGUCCUCAUGGCUUACAUAUGAUCAUGAUCAAGACUUUUGCUCCAUUUAAUUACACGUGUGCAGUUUUUUUAAUUUGCAGCAUGUACUUUUUAACGUCUUGAAGUCAGCAGAGUUACCGUCAGACUGGUCUUAUGUGUUGGACAGGAGUGCAUGGCAGAUCCUCAGGUGAACAGAAAACUCCCAUGUCAGCCAACUGUGAAGGCAAGAAGCACCAAUAAAUGUGGAAAAGCCAAGGUCAAUGAUGAGGCCGUCCACCCAAGGCCUCAGCAGCGUUCGAAACAAGAGAGGCUCUCACACACCUCCCUCAGGCGACUGCAGGUACAAAUGGAAGCUGAAAAGCAACAGGCCAGAGACAUCAUCCAACCUUUGCUGGACAGAGAAAAUGGUUUUAUGAAGGACUUGGAGAGUUUCCUGAAGCAGCGGGAUGUGGAAGAGCUGAGGAGGAAGGAGCUGCUCCACAAACGCUGGACAGAGCGGGUGUGGUUGCCUCUGCAGAAGACAGUGGAGGAACGUGCAUCGAGCUGCAGCUCCAAGGAGAUCAAGAGACGCCAGGGCUUCUACAGUCACUACCUCCACCACUGCAACACCAAAGGAUUUGUGUUUCUAGAAACCUACGAUCCACAGGAGUACAAUCCCUUUUUUAUUAGCUGCAGAAAGUCUUAUAACUACAAGCUCAGUGCAGCUCAUUUAAAGGACCCGUCGUACCUUCUGUUGAGUGAAAAACAGAGGGAAAAGAGAAUGGCUCGUUCUUGUGAAGCAGGGUGUAAAUACAGCGACAGAGACGACACCGAGCUCCCUCUGAAUAUUAACUGCCUGCUGACUCGUAGUGAGUCGGUUCUCCAACGUCAUCCAGAGGCACAACAAAGGAAACCCAGCAGGCUUGAUACGAUCCCGUACCACAUCAGAGCGACUACCACACCAGAUGGGAGGUGUCACAAGACCGACUGCUGGUUCUCCACAGGAGGAUGGUAAUGAUAAGUGGCAUGUUUACAGCAGCUUCAGCUGUUAUCUGCAUAUAAAUAAAUGUAAUAUUUAUGACAAGGAUGCUUCAGCUACUUGUAUUUUUUUUGUUGCCUCACACAACCAUAUGUCGCUUCACACUCGAACAUUUCAGCCUAAAUUAUUCACUGAAGUAAAGGGUGCAAUAAUAUAAAAACAGAAAAGGGAAGACAAAUAACAUUUUU
This is a messenger RNA of Sphaeramia orbicularis (orbiculate cardinalfish), 1243 nucleotides long. It is a transcript of the gene fam228a, whose product is annotated as family with sequence similarity 228 member A. Bases 210 to 1031 code for a protein of 273 amino acids. NCBI's taxonomy places the organism in Eukaryota, Metazoa, Chordata, Actinopteri, Kurtiformes, Apogonidae. The transcript is spliced from 8 exons. The record is from RefSeq and is a predicted model, not a curated record.